AUGGCGCCAAAACUCGAGGACGUAGAAGAAGAGCAACGUCACUUCGCUAAUGUCGUUAACACUUUUCGUAAUUAUGCACAAUACACGCUCUCUGCCAACAAUCGUCGACGGAAAGACAUCUACAGACUUCCCCAGGCGGAUCAAGAGCUUCUAGGUCAAUUGGGUUACAAACAAAAACUCGAUGCUGCCGAUAAGGCCAUUCUGGCCAAUGCAGAUUUUCUAGCGAAGAUUGUCGAAGACACCCAGAUGUUUGGGGACGAACCUAACAGAGAGGACGCAGAGAAUACUUUUGGAGAGAUUAACCCGUACAAUUCGCUCUCCCAUGACGAUGAUCUGGGUCAACCUCAUAAUCAUUCCCACUCGGACUCUCAUUCACAUGCAGGUGCAAGACAUGGGCAUGGACCUUCUCAACCUGCACGAAAAUUCAGACCUGCUGAGUUUGAUAUGGACAAACUGAGGAGUACCUUGAAACAGUUCGUACGGGAUUGGAGCGAAGAGGGCGAAGCUGAGCGAGAAGCGUGCUACAAACCCAUGAAAGAUGCACUUCUUCAGCAUUUUGCCAAUGCUACUCAUGAAGAAAGACGCAAAUUGAGGGUCCUUGUGCCUGGUGCAGGACUAGGGCGCCUUGCAUAUGACGUUGCCAAACUAGGAUUCGUAUGUCAGGGGAACGAGUUCUCUCACUACAUGCUGCUAUCUUCCUUUUUCAUCCUCAACAAGACCGAUGGCGUCAAGUGCCACACAUUCUAUCCCUAUGUGCACUCGUUUUCCAACGCGCCAAACAAGGUGUCUAUCCUGCAAGCCGUAUCAAUUCCAGAUGUUUCUCCGUCCGACUUGCCAGCCGGGUCCAAUUUCUCUCUUGUUGCCGGCGACUUCGAAGAAAUAUAUGGUACAGAGUCUGAUCCUGAUGAACCCCAACACGGCCAAUGGGACGCCAUACUGACCUGCUUCUUUAUCGAUACGGCUAAGAACAUCGUUAACUACCUUCGAAUAAUUCAUCGCAUUCUGGCUCCAGGUGGUGUAUGGAUUAACCUCGGGCCGUUAUUAUGGCACUGGGAAAACAACACGUCGAACGACCCCUCCGUCGAACUAGAUCUGGAAGAACUAAAAUCCCUGGCCCGCAGGAUCGGUUUUGAGUUUUCGGUGAGAGGUUCUCGUUGA
This is a messenger RNA of Cyclocybe aegerita, 1158 nucleotides long. The record is from the annotation of a GenBank genome assembly. Lineage: Eukaryota; Fungi; Basidiomycota; Agaricomycetes; Agaricales; Hemipholiotaceae.